AUGUCACAUCAGUCACAGCACAGCCACUUCCCCAUUAGGAAGGACCCUGAUGGCAAAAAUCGAGCGCUUAGCCAGAAUACUAGCUGGAAGGUGUUACAGUUCUCCACUCUUGUACCUUCAGUUCCAAGGGUUCCACACCCUUCCAUACCAGAACUCAGGACUUCCAUCCCUUAG
This is a messenger RNA of Fomitiporia mediterranea MF3/22, 174 nucleotides long. RefSeq lists its product as uncharacterized. NCBI's taxonomy places the organism in Eukaryota, Fungi, Basidiomycota, Agaricomycetes, Hymenochaetales, Hymenochaetaceae. The transcript is spliced from 2 exons. The record is from RefSeq and is a predicted model, not a curated record. The coding region runs from base 1 to 174 and encodes 57 amino acids.